Molecule: messenger RNA, 1573 nt
Organism: Callorhinchus milii (elephant shark)
Lineage: Eukaryota; Metazoa; Chordata; Chondrichthyes; Chimaeriformes; Callorhinchidae
Product: alpha-1-antitrypsin-like
Exons: 5
Coding region: 92-1366 (424 amino acids)
Biological process (GO): negative regulation of endopeptidase activity
Molecular function (GO): serine-type endopeptidase inhibitor activity
Source: RefSeq, a predicted model, not a curated record
AUGUGUUUGCACUUGGAGUGGACCUGAUCAGUAUAACAAGACACAUCACACCGAAGACUGUGCAUCAGGGAGGAGAGAAUUGAAGAUAACAAUGGAGAAACUGUUCCCUCUCGCUUUGCUGUUAGCCACUGUGCUCCUCAGUGCAAUAGACAGUGUUAACGGGUUGCCUGGCUCAGCCAGACCCACACUUGAUCCAAUUCGUACCAGUUUACUGGAUGAAAUCCACCACAACUUCACAGUAAAGCACGGCUACCAUCUCUCACAGUCAAAUACAGAUUUCGCCCGGCGCCUGUUCUCAAAGAUUAACAGUCAAGGGACUUCAAAGAAUCAUUUCUUCUCCCCACUAAGCAUCUCAGAAGCUCUGGCUAUCGUGUCACUGGGCACAAGGUCCAACACUAAGGAGCAGCUCUGUAAGGCUCUGGGUUACACAAACACCAGCAUCCCACAACCCUUAGUUCACGAAGCGUUCAAACUCCUUCUGGAGCUCUUGACAAAUGAAAGAGAUAGUUUGGUGUCGAUGGGAUGCUCUAUGUAUGUACAGGAUGGAUUCAGGCUGGAGAAGAAAUUUGUUCACGACGCAAAGAGUUACUAUCAAGCGGACACAUUCAAUGUCGAUUUCAGAGCCACAGAAAAUGCCAAACAACAGAUCAAUGCUUAUGUGAGGAACAAGACACACGGCAAAAUUGAAGAAAUCUUUAAAACUAUCAAUCCGGACUCUGUGUUGGUAAUUGUUAACUACAUAUUCUUCAAAGGUAGUUGGUUGAAACCUUUCGAUCCUCGAAAUACUCGAACCGAUGAUUUCUAUGUGGACGCCUCAACUACAGUCAAAGUUCAGAUGAUGAGCAGGAUUGGUUCAUAUUACGCGAAGCAAGAAAGAGAUCUGUUCAGCUUUGUGGUUCUGCUUCCCUACAAGGGAAAUGCCUCAAUGGUCUUGCUUUUGCCAGACGAAGGAAAAAUGAAUGCGUUGGAAGAGAAUUUCAGCGUUUCGAAAUUUCUAUCAGUGGUACAGUCGCUAACCACAGGAUAUAUUGAACUGCAAAUCCCCAAGUUCUCACUGAAGGUAUCUUAUAAGCUUAAAGAUACACUGAUGAAACUGGGCAUCACAGACCUGUUUGACAGUCAAGCAGACCUGUCUGGGAUUAGUACAUCCCAACCUCUGAAGGUUACACAGAUCGUCCACGAGGCAGUUCUGGAAGUCGAUGAAAUCGGAACCGUAGCUGCGGCAGCCACUGGUGCUGAAAUAAUGCCAAUGUCAAUGCCUCAAAUGUAUAAAUUUAACAGACCUUUCAUUCUAAUCAUUGUCGAGCACAAAACCAAGAGUGUCCUUUUUACUGGAAAAGUGAUGAACCCCACUGAAAGCGUGUAACUCGACACUGAUCCAAAUCUUGUAUCAAUCUUUGCUCAAAAAAGAAUUGCGGUGGUGGGCAAAUGGAAAUCAACAAGGCUGACUUGUAACCUUCUUCUGCUAAUAAUCUUCAGCACCCUAUAGUAACCUAUUGAGCACCUCGAACAAGCUCUAAAGCCAAAUGUCGUGCGCUUCCUUAAGAAAAAAUAAACCAGUUCAUGGAAUUUA